This is a messenger RNA of Staurois parvus, 945 nucleotides long. The record is from the annotation of a GenBank genome assembly. NCBI's taxonomy places the organism in Eukaryota, Metazoa, Chordata, Amphibia, Anura, Ranidae.
AUGGACACAACCGUGGAGCAAUUAUAUGGUUCAAAAGUCAGAAAAUACUUUGAAGUCCACAAUGUUGUUUACAAGAUCCUUACCCUUGAGACCACUGAAGAAACCAAGUCAAUGGAGCUCGUCCUGCAUAUCUUGGAAGAAGUCCACAAGUUUGGCCUUGACAGACGAACCGAACCAAUCAUUGCCAUUGGAGGAGGGGUAUGCUUGGACUCCGUGGGCCUAGCAGCAGCUUCACUUUACAGGCGCCGUACCCCAUACAUCCGAGUACCAACCACCCUUCUGUCCUAUGUUGAUGCCAGCGUGGGAGCUAAAAAUGGAGUCAACUUCUGCAACUGUAAGAACAAGUUAGGAACCUACACCCCACCAAUUGCCACAUUCCUCGACAGAUCUUUUAUCCAGACCAUUCCACGUCGCCACAUUUCUAAUGGCCUUGGGGAAAUUUUAAAGAUGGCUAUAAUGAAGCACAAGGGGCUGUUUGAACUGCUGGAGAAACAUGGCAAAUACCUCUUAGAUACAAAGUUCCAGUCCAGGAAUGGCCUUGCCUGCCAUGGUGAUGCUGCCCUAACAACCACAAGACUGGCCAUCCAGACUAUGCUGGAAGAACUUGCUCCAAACCUGUGGGAAGAUGAUCUGGAUAGAUUGGUAGACUAUGGACAUAUCAUAAGCCCGGAGCUAGAAAUGAAAGUGCUGCCAUCUCUCAUGCAUGGGGAGGCGGUGAACAUUGACAUGGCAUUUAUGACUUAUGUGUCACAUGACAUUGGGUUGAUCACAUCGGAGGAGAAGAAUCGCAUGGUGCAGUGUAUGAGGAACCUGGAGCUGCCGGUCUGGCACAAAGGCUGCUCUCUCCAGCUAAUAAAGAAAGCCUUGGCUGAGAGAUUCAAGCACAGCGGGGGAAAACUUCGCCUUCCGCUACCCACUGGGUUGGGAACUGCAGGUAUGUCAUAG